Messenger RNA from Laccaria bicolor S238N-H82, 1464 nucleotides. RefSeq lists its product as uncharacterized. NCBI's taxonomy places the organism in Eukaryota, Fungi, Basidiomycota, Agaricomycetes, Agaricales, Hydnangiaceae. Bases 1 to 1464 code for a protein of 487 amino acids. The record is from RefSeq and is a predicted model, not a curated record. The transcript is spliced from 3 exons.
AUGCCAGAACGUCUUGAUCACUCUGAGAAUGCGAAGACAAAGAAUGGUUUACUCCUACAAAUGUCCGCUUUAGAAUCGGAAAUAGCGCAAACCCAGGCCGUUCUUCUUAACCAACAAGAGCAACAUCGACUUGGCAGCGAAACUGAGGAGGAGGAGGGGGAAACUCCCCUCUUUCUAGGCAAAAUUUGCCAGAGUUUCAGAUAUUUCGUUUGGUCGACCCCAAUUCUUUGGACUGCUAUACGCCUCCGGCUAACAAAAGCUCGCUACGAGGCUCAAACCGAACUUCUUCGUGACUGGCUGUCUAGAAUUGCAAAUUACCCCAUCUCCUUUUCUCUUGCCACAAUCGAUCCUGAAGGUUCAACACCAUGGAGGUCUCAUCCUCCGGUAGAUAUUCUAACUCUACUUGCGUCCGUCUCGCCGCAAUGGAAAGAAGCACGAUUCUUAUCGCCCCACAUCGCGUCUCAAUGUUUUGACAACAUUCCCGGUGCCGGAAAAUCACUACUCCUUCUUACUGCUGCUACUGCUUAUCUUAGUCUAACAUUCGCACGAAAGUUAGAUUUAUCAAUGGCCCCACAACUCUCAAUCCUUCGUCUUGUCAACUUCAGCCUGCCCGCCGUACUAGCCCCGUGGCAUCAAUUGCGGGAGUUAUUUACAGACAACUGCACCAUGGACGAGAUCCGUCUAAUUUUUUCCAAUGUCCCUCAAAUAAUUCGCUGCACCUUCAAAGCAAUCGAUACAGAUACGUUGUCGGCGGGUCCGAGUCCGUUGGAUAUAGAAUUAUUCCAUCAGCAAGUUCCCGUGCUGGAACAUCUGGAAUAUCUCGAACUCGAGUUCUAUGCCAUAUGCCCUGAAGUGAGUUGGAUUUUGGAGCAAGUCAAAUUUCCCUCUUUGCGUGAGGUCUCCCUCACUGGCUCAUUUGGAUCCACGUCUGAAGAGGCCUUCCUCCUUCAAAUCGUGAAAUCAUUUCGUUCCUCGAAACUUUUGGAAGUUUUCGCUCUCUAUAACACAAAAAAGUCCUCAUCCAACCGCGUUUUGACUCAGGUUCUCAAAGAUAUCCCAUCGGUCAAAAACUUAUCCCUCGAGUUCCGCAAUGGGUCUUUAGGCGACGAGUUUUUCAAUGAAAUGCUCCUACAGCGGCUCUCCUCUCCUCAUGCAGAUAUUCUCCUCCCGAAUCUGCAACACUUCUCGUACUGUGGCCCCACUGCGCUCACUGAACACAUGCAUUUGUUCCGAGAUGUUCUUGUGGACAGAUUCCGGCAUGGGAGCACAUAUCAUUGUCCGGAAUCAGAGUACGAGUCAGUUGCGCUCGGAAAGGAAUUGGAAAGGAAGCUUGUUACCAUCAUAGUUGUAGAAGGAAGCGUAGAAUCAGUAGUUACAUUCUUCGCGACGCCUGAACUCCCGCAGACGACCGAGCGGCAACUUUACAGUGUCAUUUCAUUUUUCAAGGAUAAUUCUGGUCUCUGA